This is a messenger RNA of Bipolaris zeicola 26-R-13, 171 nucleotides long. RefSeq lists its product as uncharacterized. The record is from RefSeq and is a predicted model, not a curated record. The annotation marks the transcript as partial. Lineage: Eukaryota; Fungi; Ascomycota; Dothideomycetes; Pleosporales; Pleosporaceae. The transcript has a single exon.
GAUAUCUCUCAUUUUAUCCAUCGACAGCGUCGAAGUCGGUUAAGGAACGCGCGCUCGCGAAGGGGGGUAACGAUCAAUAUCCAGGUCGCUCUACGGUAUUUCUCUAUCUAUGUUGUCAGAAAUAAACAGAAGACUCCAAGAAGGGCUAUACUGCUGACGGGAGUACCGUAA